Anguilla anguilla (European eel) is the source of this 6496-nucleotide messenger RNA. RefSeq names its product tetratricopeptide repeat protein 39C-like. The transcript is spliced from 14 exons. The coding region runs from base 713 to 2464 and encodes 583 amino acids. Gene Ontology annotation, molecular function: protein binding. Lineage: Eukaryota; Metazoa; Chordata; Actinopteri; Anguilliformes; Anguillidae. The record is from RefSeq and is a predicted model, not a curated record. Gene Ontology annotation, biological process: cilium assembly; otolith morphogenesis.
GCUCCCAUUGGCCAGCUGGUGCUUCUUGGAGGGUGUGGGCUUAUCGCAGUCUCUCACAGCUGUACCUUCCUGCGCAUCUCCAAAACGGAAAAAAUCAGCAUUAAGUGGCGAUUAGGAAUAACGUUGAGUGGCUUCGAAAAGGUGGCAUUUUCGUAUUUCGCCUGGAGAAUUUCCUGAUUUCCUGAACGAAGGUUACACGUAGAUGGCUAAAUAUUUUUGCAACCUGCAAGAUGGUACACAUCAAAUGCCACGGAAAUCAGACGCUCGUGCGUGAUGCUUUCGACUAGCUAAACAUAAUUUUAGCUAAUCGCAUGACAACAGAAUUUACUUUUAUUGAAAAAAAAAAAAUCUGCAAACAUCUGCAGCGUUGUGUGUAGCGAGAUUUAAAUAUUAAUAUGGGGGAAGCGUGCAGAAGGGGGGUUCUCAAACGACGGUAGGCCUGGAGAAAUAUCCCAUCGCUUUUGGAUUGGUAUUGACUAUGCCACUGUGAGGCGGUGAGUCUAACUGAGCAGUCUUGAUGUUGGCUGGCGAUGAAAUAGGCGACUGUAAACACAAAUAAAGGCGAGGCGCGUAUCCUUCCUGUAGCCUAUUGGAAAUUUACUAUUGUGUUUCCUCACUCCAGCUUUUGCUGUAAGCUUUUAUUUUGGAAACAAGAGCGGUGGAAACGGGAUUGUGAUAUUUAUUUAUUCGUUUAUCUGCAAACACACUGUGAAUGAGUUUGUCAGCAAUGGCGGGUCCCGAACAGAACCAACAGCAGGUCGAGGAAAUAGACGAUCAGCUGGAUGAUGCGGAGCUGGCUCUCCAGGGCAUUAAUAUGCUUCUCAACAAUGGCUUCAGAGAGAGCGACGAGUUGUUCAAAAGAUACAGGAAUCACAGCCCACUGAUGAGUUUUGGAGCCAGUUUCGUCAGUUUCCUGAACGCCAUGAUGACGUUUGAGGAGGAGAAGAUGCAGAUGGCCUGCGAGGACCUGCGGGCUACGGAGAAGCUGUGUGAGAGCGAUAACGUGGGGGUCAACGCCGGGGUCAUCGAAACCAUCAAAAACAAGAUUAAGAGGAGUAUGGACUCUCAGAGGUCUGGGGCCGUGGUGGUGGAUCGGCUGCAGAGACAGAUCAUCGUGGCGGACUGCCAGGUCUACCUCGCCGUGCUCUCCUUUGUGAAGCAGGAGCUCUCAGCGUACAUCAAAGGAGGCUGGAUCCUCCGCAAGGCCUGGAAGAUGUACAACAAGUGCUACAGCGACAUCAGCCUUCUGCAGGAGGCGUGUCAGAGGCGGGCCUCCCAGGAAGCUCCGCCCCUGGACCAGGCCAAUGACAACGCGCCGCCGCGGGGGGCCGCCACGGCCGAGGCGCUGGGCCGGCUCAAGGGCUCGGUGAGCUUCGGGUAUGGCCUCUUCCACCUGUGCAUCUCCAUGGUGCCGCCCCACCUGCUGAAGAUCGUCAACCUGCUGGGUUUCCCCGGCAACCGGCACCAGGGGCUGGCUUCUCUCGCGUACGCGAGUGAAAGUAAGGACAUGAAGGCCCCUCUUGCUACGCUGGCGUUGCUAUGGUAUCACACGGUGGUCCUGCCCUUCUUUGCUCUGGAUGGCUCAGACACGCAGAUGGGCCUGAUGGAGGCGAAAGGAAUCCUGCAGAACAAGGCGACGGUUUACCCAAACUCCUCCCUCUUCAUGUUCUUCAGAGGCAGGGUCCAGCGGCUGGAGUGCCAGAUAAACAGUGCCUUGACUUCCUUCAAUGAUGCAUUGGAGCUGGCGACAGACCAAAGGGAGAUCCAGCACGUUUGCCUGUAUGAAAUCGGCUGGUGCAGCAUGAUUGAGAUGAACUUCAGCGAUGCCUACAAGUCCUUUGAACGGCUGAAGAACGAGUCAAGGUGGUCGCAGUGCUACUACGCCUACCUGACCGGAGUGUGUCAGGGAGCUGCCGGGGACCUGGAAGGAGCCAUCAGCGUCUUCAAGGAUGUCCAGAAGCUCUUCAAGAGGAAGAACAACCAGAUCGAGCAGUUCUCCUUGAAGCGGGCAGAGAGGCUGAGAAAGAUGAACCCCAGCAAGGAGUUGUGUAUCCUAGCAUCCAUCGAGGUCCUGUAUCUGUGGAAGGCCCUUACCAACUGCUCUACCUCCAAACUGCAGCUCAUGGGCCAAGUCCUACAGGGAGUUAAUGACAUGCAUUGCAUGGGUCUCAAAAACCUGCUUCUGGGAGCCAUUCACAAAUGCCUCGGAAACACAAAGGACGCCAUUCAGUGUUUCCAGCUGUCAGCCAGGGACGAGAUGGGCCGACUGAACAACUCCUACGUCCAGCCGUACGCCUGCUACGAGCUGGGCUGCGUCCUCCUCAGCAAGCCAGAGGCUGUAGGGAGAGGUAGAGCACUGCUCCUUCAGGCUAAGGAGGAUUUCGCCGGCUACGACUUUGAGAACAGGCUGCACGUGCGCAUCCACUCCGCCCUCGCGUCCGUGAGAGAGGUGGUGCCUCAGUGACUCCGCCUACCCACUCCGCCCACUUCCCCCAUAGGGUGGUCAUGGAAGACUUCAGAUAUAUGCUCAAGCUAGUGAGUUUAGGUGGGGGAGGGGGAUUCUAUCCAUGUAAUAUGGUCCUGACGCUAACUCUCUUAUUUUCACUAUAACUGUGUGCUAAGCACUGUGUGUAUGUCGCUUAGCGACAGACACGGCAUUAGAAUACUAAAGUAAUUAUGCAUGACCAUUUUACAGAGUCUGGACCUGUAUUCAUAAAGCAUCUCUGAGUAGGAGUGCUGAGCUAGGAUCAGGUUCUCUUGGCCCAUAUUCUAACCAUAGCCAUUGCAGGCUAAAAAAGGCAAGCUGAUCCUAGACCAGCACGCUGCCUUUGAUAUGAGCUAUGAACAUAGGCCCUACUUUUGAGACACUUUAUGAAUACUGGCCCUGGAUGUAUUUGCACAAUCUGUCCUCACAUCACCCAUGCACCCUUCUGCUUGAUUUUAUAAUUCACUAUGAAGACCUUUCACAUUUACCAAUAAGGCAGGAUUUUACUUUUGAUUUUUAAUUUUAAAAAAUAUAUUUUUACAAUAAUAAAAAAUUACACUUUAAAGUGAAAGUGUGAAGACACGGCAGGUUGUAAUGAAACCUCUUUUGUUUGGAUUCGUCAGGUAGUUAUCCUGUUGGCGACCUGGCAGAGUGGAGUAGAUUGUGAUUGAAAGGGCAGUGCUGUAGUGUGCCGACUUGGUGCUCUCGUCAUACUUAAAACGAUCAAAGACGCAGCUUCCCAUGGUGUGUGUGUGUUGCUUUUUCUCUCUAUGUUGUGUUGCCAAAUACGUUUGCACUGUGUGGGCCCCCUGUUAUGAAGAGCAAGUCUAGGCCUGCAGAUUACUGUGAUGAGCUGCAAAAAGACAGCUCAAAUCGAGAGAAAGAGAGAGAUAGGAGCAGACAGAAAGAGACAAAAAUGUUCUUAAAUUGUUUACUGUUUUUCGAAUGACCCUUUACGAUUAAAAUUUUGUCACUUUUAGCCUAAGCGACUUGCAUUGCAGUGCAUUUAUCAUGGAAAGCAAACACACCUAGAACUAGAGAUCGGCAGUUACAAUAACUUUGGUUUGCGGUUGUGUCAUGAAUCGGUCCAGUCAUCGCAGACAAUUUUACACCAUUCAUUCCAGUGAUCCAAUCAAAUAUAUGGCAUGAAUAAAUCAUCUUAGGAUGGUUUAUCACUGACAGUCUUAUACAAAUCUGAGGCACUUUAACACUUAGUAUUGUGAGGUAGCUAGACUGAGGCUGAUAAAACAUGAAUGAUGGCUGUUUUGACAGCUUGGUUGGUAUGGCAAUGGCCUUUUUAACCCUGUUAUUCUACAAACGCCUAAAUGCCCAAAACCAAAUUAUGUGCUUGCUAGUGAGUAAAAAAGUGAGUAUCUGACAAUGAAUAUUGCAUAGAGAAUGCAACACCUGUUAGUGUAUUGAUUGAAUGGGGAGGGAUUGCCAAUCAUCACUUGGCUUUCAGCAGAACUAAAGAAUAGACUGAUUUGUUUUCUAACAAUUGGUUUGGAGCUUUAUGAAAAAAUAUGGGCCCAGUGGUUGCGUUAAUGCAGGAUUCAGCGUUUUUUAAAGUGGAAAAAAAGAACCAAAAUACAGUGGGGGGGAAAAAAUACACUGCGUUCUAUAAACGCAGAUAUUCCAAGGUUUUUAAAAAAAAAAAAGAUUUCAAUGGGCGACGAGCCAGACUUCAGCUACAAAAAAAUAAUUGCUCCUGUUUCUUUGAGCCAGGCGUCUUUCAGUGUUUGACAUCUGUGUUGUUUAUUGAUCAUAAUAUUUACACAGCCAUCGUUAGCAUUGCGAGAAUGAAGAGGAUGUUUAAUUUGAACGAAAAGUCGAAAACACAAUGUCACGUUCUAGCUAGCUUGCUCAACAUGAGUAAAAUAAAACAGAAAUUCUUAAUAUUAUUAGCCUGUGUGGCAAAAAAUUUGUUUUGAUCAGAACGCCAAAACAUUAUUUAUAGUUUAUUUUAAUCCCGCUAUUAAUUUUGUUACAAGUGUGAUAAUAAAAUUAUGAACGACGUGUAUUUAUUGUGUUAUUUUUGUGAGUUGGCAUAUUAUGGCAAAAAUAGUUAUUUUUAUCACAACGCAAGUGAAUUAGCGUAAAACUAAUUCCAAAGAUGGAUCAUUCCAUGGGCUAGUGUGACCAGUCGGGUGCAUUUACUGCAGCAGUGCUAUACAGAAUUAUAAGUGUUUCCUUUUUGAAUGCUGCAGUUUUUUUUCACAUCCAGCUGGGUGCGACAUGGGGUCAUUAUUCUCUCAUAAAUCAUUAAAUAAAUAAUAAUUUAACACAAAAUCAGAUUCACAAAUAUUUCUCGUAUGUUACAGAAUAAUGAUGUUCCAUGUUGUUCCUACAGCUUUUUUUUGGUCUGAUUCUCUUGCAUACUAAUAGAGAUGAUGAUGUUUCACUUCGAUUCAAGGCUUCAGUCAUCAAUCAGAGACCGCCAUUAUAGCCUUCUCGAUCAAGCGGUUGUCUUGUCAGCACAGAACUGUCCCUGCAGUGCUUGUAAAAUUAGGUGAGCUGAUUAUUUAUGGGAACACAUAUGUGCUGUAAUUGGUUAGAAUAAAUUGUUUGUUUGUGAAAGUUUGUGUUAGUCUGAUUGGCUGGAAUAGACUCAAAAAAACAAAAAAACUUUGUGGAUAAAUUUGCACAUCUUGCUGUGAGGGAAUGUCUCCAAUCCACAAAUGCCAGGCGAUGUCUACGUGCACAAGUCAUUGUGAAAUUAAUAGGUAAUCAGAAAAAUGGUUUAGAAAAAAUAAAAUGUGCAAAGAAAUGAAAGUGUAUUAUUUUUCUGUUUGGGAGAGAUUUGUGAGUGGAAAGAAAUAUUUGUGAACCAAUUAUUUUAUAAGGUACAAAAAUAUUUGUGAAUCUCAUUUUGUGUAAGGUUCAUAUUUUUGAAAUGAUUUUAUAAUCCCAAAAAUUUUUCCUGUUUUACUCAGUGUUGAGCUGCCUGAGUUUGUGUGUAAGUGUCCCUCUUGAACAAUGUAAAUCCUGAGUGGUGCAACAAACAGGUGCGCUCUGGCACAUAAUCAUUCCAUCAGAUGCCCCUGCUUUAUCGGGAUAUCUUGGAAAAGCUAUUGGAAGAAUUCUCAAAUUCCUCAGAUUAUGAUGUAUUCCUGUGGCUCAAUAAUUCCUGCCCUUCUGUGUGGGUAAACAGGCCUUACCUCAGUACGUUGAACUAAUGUUUACCUUUCUCAGAAAGAUGUCCUUCCGCAGCACAUGGCCUGAAUGCCAUUAUGUACUGCAGGUACAUAAUGGCAAUUUCAUCUUCCGCAUGUUAAGGAAAAGCUUUUGUUUUAUACAUUUUGUUUUGCGCGUGUCAUACUGUACCGGUGAGCAACACACAGUAACCAACGGUCCAUUUGGAAAUGGCCACGCUGGGGUGUGACCAGCGAGCAAUAGCCGCAAGUUGAUGUGUUUGAGUAUUCUGUGCAAGGCCCGUGGUAUUCCUGUAAAGAUUUGCAUAGGUUGUGCUUUUAUGUUCGCUUUAAAAAAAAAGAAAGAAUAAAUUAUUGUUUUAAUAAUAACAUUAGUGCCGUCUUGACUGCGGCCAAAUAUCGCCGUGAUCCCGUAUGUUUUUGUCGACAAUCUUAAUGCAUUUCCCCGCAUCUCCCUCCCACCCCUUCUGGUGAAGGAUGAAACGUAGUGUGACACAGUGCGAGUUCUUUAGCGUUGCAUUGGCGGUGUGUUGACAGCACAGGCCGUCAAGACACCUUUUACAUAAUAUUACACUGAUAUAACUUGUACGGGGGAUGAUAUGCCCGCGCAAUAUGUGUAUAUAUGAACACAUGUACUGUACGUAUGAGUAAUCUUCCCUUUUAAUUAUUUAGUAUGCAAGGUGGCACAAACCAUUGUAAUCUUAGUCGGUGGUAAAGGGUACAUAACUGGGGUGGGGUGGGAGGGGUGACUACAUGAGAUUAAUCACUGCAGGAACUGGUUUUCCUGCAUACAGGAAGCAUUUUCUUUGUCAGGUUCAACAAAUUGUACAAAGAAAAUAAAUUAUCUGUGUUAAUUCUA